Molecule: messenger RNA, 792 nt
Organism: Fibroporia radiculosa
Lineage: Eukaryota; Fungi; Basidiomycota; Agaricomycetes; Polyporales; Fibroporiaceae
Exons: 3
Coding region: 1-792 (263 amino acids)
Cellular component (GO): mitochondrion
Source: RefSeq, a predicted model, not a curated record
AUGAUAUACAUGACUAGACUGGGGCGACGGAGCUUCUUGAAUGGUAUACCAACAUUGGCGACACCUGCAUCGGUCGCUCCGCUCGCGCCGACAUCCCUUACACGCAUACCCGAUACUCUCGCACCUACAUUCAUUCCAGAGUCGACUACACCGCGUUCGGACGUGCCUGACACCCACCAUUUAAUACAGCGCAAGAAGAACGGCGUACGGGGCGGCCAGAAUCUAUCGGAGCGGUGGAGGCGACUCGAGCGAUCGCUGCGCGGGAAAGAGGCGUUUGGUGCCCAUAGAGGCGCGCUAAUGGAGCAGAGGGAUUCAGCCGUUUCCCAGGCGAGAGGGAUUGUAGACAAGAAGAAACAUGGGCCUAGGAUGUUUCGUGGCCUCGUACUUCCCGAGGAGCCGAAAGAGCCUCAGUCCGAUGAAUGCUGCAUGUCCGGAUGCGCGAUCUGCGUGUACGAUUUGUAUACAGCGGCACGUGAAGACUACACUCAUGCUGUCGACGCCCUGCGUGUUGCGCUCGAUGCAAAAGGCGUGUCAGAAGAAGAGUGGCCUGCAGACAUACAGCGCACGAAGAAGAAAUCAAUGAAGCCCCAGUCGUCGCGCGACGUGAGCAUGAACACGUUCGAGGCGCUUGAGCGUGCGCUGAGGGAGAAGAGGGAGAGUACGGGGAUGGGACAGGAAGGGUCCGGCGGCAGAUCACCUGUUCGCCCUUUACAAAGCAAACAACCAGUACUGUUGGCAAGCGCUGCUGAUAUUUUGGAGGGUCUGCGGUGGUUGGUAUUCAGCAAUCGGUAG